AUGUCAAAUCCAUUUUUAAUAUUAUCGGAUUCACCAUCAACACCAUAUUCAACAUCAUCUUCAAAACCUGUUUCAAUUACAAAUGAUUCAACAUUAUCUUCAAAUCUUUAUAAAGAUAUACUUGAAUAUGUUCUUUUAUGUACAGUUAAUGAACAACCUUCAUCAUCAGUUAUUCAUUUAGAUGAAUUAGCUGUUGGAUUACCUGAAACAUGGGAUAAAAAUCUUAUUGAUCAAGCUUUAUUUGAACGUCUUCGUAUGACAGAACCUUCAAGUUAUUUAUCAACAUCACAAACAAAAAAAUCAUCAAAUAAAACUAAUGACAAUACUAUUACUGAAAAUCGUUGUUUACAUUAUUUAUCUGGUUGUUAUCAAAGAUUACUUCGACAACGUGAUCAUUUCAAAUUAGUCCUUGAUGAUAUAAAAAAAUUAUUUAUUGAUCAUAGUAAAACAGCGAUUAGUUUACCAGAUCUUUAUGAUGGACAAGAUUUAUCUAAACAAUGGUUAGAAUUAUUAAUUGAUGGUCAAGAGAAUCAAGUUAUUUGUGAAUUUACAGAUUGUAUUAAUACUGAUCUUAUAUCAUCAUCAACUGAUGAAAUUGAAAGUCUUUAUAAUUCUGUCUUUCGUCAUAUGUACAAAGCUAUUCAUCCAUUUGAUUAUUUUUCUACAGAACUUAUGACAUAUAUUGGAAUAUUAACUCAGUUAGCUAAAUGGCCAUUAUUAGUACGAAUUAUUUUUCGAUUAUCUCAUCCAAAAACAGCAACUAAUCGUCCUAUACGAAAUCCUCUUGUACCAUCAGGAGGCGAUGGUGGUCGAGCAUUUGAAGAUACAUUAGUUGGUAGUCUUCUGUCCAAAUCAUGUUUACCAUCGCUACCUGGAAAACCUUAUCUAUUUUUUGAAAAACCAAAAGUUAUGAGUGAACGUGAUGUGGAAAUAACAUCUGGAACAAUAUGGCAGCCACUGCGAACAUAUCAAGAAAAUUUAUCUCAAUUAUUCUUAGCUUUUGUUAAAAAUGCUGAUGUACGUAGUGAUGUAUUACAAUGGAUUGGUGAUUGUUUAAUUGAAAAUCGAGGCAAGAAUAAAGAAUGGUCAUCUCAUAAUCCAAUGACUGCUUAUAUGUAUGCUAGUGAUGGAUUUUUAUUAAAUUUAAAUCUUAUUCUACUUAAUCUUGCACGACCAUUUGCUGAACCUUAUUCACAAAAAUUAUUAAAAAUUAAUCCAAUCUACGCAAUUAGUCAAAAUGAAAAUGUUCAUUUAAAAGAUCUUCAUAAAGAUACACCAGUCAUUGUUCGUGAUGAAGAAAAUCUUGUUGAUAAAAAUAAUAAAAUAACAUUUAAUUUUAUAACCGAAAUCUUUUUUAUGUCACAUCUUAGUUAUACAUGUGGAGUACAAAGACUUCAUCGAAUGUUAUUAAAAAUUAACGAAGAAUUAUCACAUGUUCAAUCUGCUUAUAAUGAUGUAACUAGAUUACAUGGAACUAAUCAUGAAAGUAUACAAAGACUAGAAGAUGCUAUGGAAAAAGGUCUUACUGCUUUUCUGAAUAUAAAAGCUGUACUUAAUGAACCACGUUUGUUGGAAUUAUCCAAUGCUCUAUUUACUGCAACAAGUUCAUGGCUUGUUCAUCUUGCAUCUUCUGAUCAACCUGAAAAUGAAGAACAAAUACAUCCGAUUAAAAAAUUACCAUUACCGUUAAAACCAAAUCGACAAUUAAGUUAUAUUCCUGAAUUUAUUAUGGAAAAUAUGACAAAUUAUUUAACUUUUCUUGGUAGAUUUAAUGUACAAUUAUUCGAAUCCCUUCCACAUGUUAAUGAAUAUAUUACUUUCGUUCUUGUAUUUAUGGGUGAUGCAAAUCGUUUACGUAAUCCACAUUUACGUGCUGCAUUAGCUGAAGCAUUAGAAGCUAUUAUACCUAAUAAACAACAUGGUAAUGGUCGAACAUUAAAUAGUUCAUUUGCUGAAGCUAUUUUUACUGACCAUCCUUUAAUCGAACAUUUACCACGUGUUCUUCUUGAUGUAUUUGUUUCAAUUGAAUUAACUGGACAAGCUGUAGCAUUCGAACAAAAAUUCAAUUAUCGUCGUCCAAUGUAUGAAAUACUUGAAUAUCUUUGGAAAUUUGAUAAACAUCGUGAACAAGUGAAAAAACUUGCAACCUAUGCUGAAGAACAUAUUGAUGAUGCUGAAGCACCACUUUUCUUACGUUUCAUUAAUUUACUUAUGAACGAUGCUAAUUUCUUAUUAGAUGAAGCAUUAUCUCAUAUGGCUCGUUUAAAAGGAAAUCAAGAAGCAAUGGAUCGCGGUGAAUGGAAUAAUUUACCGGAUCAACAACGACAAGAACUUGAAAAUACAUUUCGACAUACUGGUCAAACAGCUCGUUAUACAAAUAUAAUGGGUGUUAAAACAUUAGCUAUUCUUGAUAUGAUAACACGAGAUAUUCAAUCGAUAUUUUGUAAUCCAGCUAUAUGUGAACGACUUGCGUCAAUGCUUAAUUAUUUUCUUCAACAUUUAGUUGGACCAAAACGACGUAAUUUAAAAGUACGUGAUUUACAUGAAUAUCAAUUUGAACCACAAAAACUUGUUGCAAAAGUUACGGAUAUUUAUUUAAAUUUUUCACAACGUGAUGAAUUUUGUGCUGCUGUUUGUAGUGAUGGAAUGUCAUAUAAUGCACAGUUAUUUCCACAAGCAGCUGAAGUACUUGAAAGAAUUCGACAUCCACCAGAAAGAAUUGCUGCAUUUGUAAAACUAGGUGAACAUAUUAAAGAAGUUGCUGCACUACAAAAAGAAGAAGAUGCUGUAUAUGAUGAUGCACCAGAUGAAUAUCUUGAUCCUAUUACAAGUACUCUUAUGAUUGAUCCUGUUAUGUUACCAAGUUCGCAUCAAAUAGUCGAUCGUGCAACUAUUUCUCGACAUCUUCUUAGUGAUCAGACAGAUCCAUUUAAUCGAAAUCCAUUACGUAUGCAAGAUGUUAUACCUCAAUUGGAGUUAAAACAAACAAUUGAACAAUGGAAAGCUUCUCGACGUCGCCAACAGUCAUAA
Messenger RNA from Adineta steineri, 3030 nucleotides. The record is from the annotation of a GenBank genome assembly. Lineage: Eukaryota; Metazoa; Rotifera; Eurotatoria; Adinetida; Adinetidae.